This is a messenger RNA of Geosmithia morbida, 1368 nucleotides long. RefSeq names its product solute carrier family 25, member 39/40. The record is from RefSeq and is a predicted model, not a curated record. Bases 1 to 1368 code for a protein of 455 amino acids. The transcript is spliced from 2 exons. Gene Ontology annotation, biological process: mitochondrial transmembrane transport. Lineage: Eukaryota; Fungi; Ascomycota; Sordariomycetes; Hypocreales; Bionectriaceae.
AUGGGCCCGGCCGUUCAGACGUCCGAAGGCCAGUGGCACGACCGGCCUGUCGGAGCGGGUGCGGCCAUACUCAGCAUGGCCGGCAGCGCUACCCCGCCACCUCCACCCGGCGAUGUCGUCGUCGCCAGGGGCUCGGAGGGAGCCAGCGGGAGCGACCUCUUUGAGAUCACGACGGGUCAGAGGAUGAUGUCGGCCAUGUCGGGCAGUCUACUGACGUCGCUGCUCGUCACACCGCUCGAUGUCGUCCGCGUCCGACUCCAGUCCCAGCAACCCCGAACGUCGUCCAAGAUAGACUUCUCCCGCCUCACUCUCACGGCAAACUCCCUCCCCAUCCCGGCGUCGGAGAUUGGCGUGACGGCGUGCUGCCGCGAGGUCUUCUUCAUCGAGGGCGGCAACGCCUUCUGCGUGGCCUCGCCCAAGGGGACCGGUGCCGCCGCCGCCGCCGCCGCCGCCGCCACGGCCGCCGCGCCGUCCGACUGCGCCGUCCGGGAGGCCGAGAAGAAGACGUACCGGUCGACCAUGGACGGGCUGCGCAAGAUUGCCCGCAACGAGGGCGUGUCGACGCUGUGGCGCGGGCUCUCCCCCACGCUGGCCAUGGCGGUGCCGGCCAACAUCAUCUACUUCACCGGGUACGAGUGGCUCCGGCACAGCCCCAGCAGCCUCCUGUCCGGCCUGAGCGACGACUACGCCCCCCUGACGGCCGGGUCGGUGGCCCGCAUCCUGGCGGCCACGUCGGUCGGCCCCAUCGAGCUCGUCCGGACGCGCAUGCAGGCCGCGUCGCCGACGUCGACGGGCAACCACAUGCUCGAGGCCUUCGGCGACGUGCGCGCCAUGGUCGGCACGCGCGGCUACACGUCGCUGUGGCGCGGGCUCAGCCUGACGCUCUGGCGCGACGUGCCCUUCUCCGGCCUGUACUGGUGGGGCUACGAGGCGAUCCGGUCCAGGCUGUCGGACCUGCGCGGGAGGCGCCACGGCUACGGGCUCGGCCUGCCCCCGUCCCCGUCCCCGUCCCCGUCCCGCGCCGACCGCCGGCUCUCCAACCCGGAGAACUCGGCCGAGACGUUUGUCGACAGCUUCGCCUCGGGUGCCCUCUCGGGCGCCUUCGCCUCCGUCGUCACCACGCCCUUCGACGUCGGCAAGACGCGCACCCAGGUCUACGCCGGCGGCUCCGUCGGCGACUACCGCCGGAACAUGACGCGCCUGCUCUGGCACAUCUUCAAGACCGAGGGCGCAUCCGGCCUGUGGAAGGGCUGGAUCCCCCGCACCCUCAAGGUGGCUCCCUCGUGCGCCAUCAUGAUAAGCACCUACGAAGUCGGCAAGAGCGUCUUCAAGGGUAUCAACGAGCGAGCUGCUGCUGCUCAACACUAG